This is a messenger RNA of Paramormyrops kingsleyae, 1108 nucleotides long. NCBI's taxonomy places the organism in Eukaryota, Metazoa, Chordata, Actinopteri, Osteoglossiformes, Mormyridae. The record is from RefSeq and is a predicted model, not a curated record.
CGGCAAAAAAAAAUCGAGAUCGGCAGGUAAGGUUGCCUAAGGAUCGGUGAUCGUUGAUCGGCCAGAAAACUGCAAUCGGUGCACCCCUAGUUUGGACCUCUUAUUCUCACUAUAAAUUGCCAUUAGUAAUUGCAUAAUAACAACACAUGAUGUUAACUUACAGAGUAUUCAAAAUGCAGCAGGCAGAACUGAUACUAGGAGCAGAAAAUAUGAACAUAUAUCCCCAGUUCUUGGGUCUGAGCACUGGCUUUCUGUCAGGUACAGGACUGACUAGCGUUACCUGUCGCUGUAAGGUUAGCUCCGCCCACAGCAAUUAUACACCCCAGUCAUCCUUCGCUCCGCCUCCCCCUCCAGACCCCGCCCACAACUCGUCACGUGCACCAUCCGCCACUUCCGUUCCCCUAAGUGAAAAGCGGCAAGCAAGAUACCUCUGGAGCUCAGUGGUCCAAAAUGAAGAUUGGACAAACUGGACAAUUACUGGUCAGCCAGGCGCUCCCACAGGGUCACAUGGUAACUGCCAUCGUAAGGAAUCCUGGCAAAAUGACAACCACCCACGAAAAUCUCAAGACAAAGAAUUCCUGACCCAUGAGGAAUACUUUAUUCCUGAUGCUAGUGGAAAUCCUGUUGGCAGUUCAGUGGCCCGGAUCAUGCUGUUCCUUCUGAACAACGAUGACUGGAUGGAAAAAGGGGUUUGCCGUCACAACAAAAUAAACUGCUCUUUCUGCCAAAGAGGCACAAGUGACAACACAUACUGUGCAUAUGUUGGAUAAACUGCACAUACACACAAGAGUCACCAGCCCCAGCAAUAGAAAUUCCCACCUUAAACUGCCUGUUUUCAGAAGAUAUGAAACACCCACUGACCGCUAACAGAGUUAUGACAUUCUCGUGAUUAAUGUGAAAUUAACGUUUUGCGUACAUUAAACAGGAAAUGGCUUUUUCAAUUCAUGUUUUCUAUUCAAUGAAUGACUAAUGUACACAUUUACAGCUUAUUAUUAUUUGAAUAAUGAUUUUGUUCUCAUCACUGAGUAUCAUUGCAAUCCCUGCAAUUGUAAGCUGUUUAUAAAAUGUUUGGAAAUGGUCAUUUUAAUAUUAUUUUGUUUGCACGUAU